Molecule: messenger RNA, 699 nt
Organism: Pelodiscus sinensis (Chinese soft-shelled turtle)
Lineage: Eukaryota; Metazoa; Chordata; Testudines; Trionychidae
Source: RefSeq, a predicted model, not a curated record
GAGGACUGGGAGCCAGGACUCCUGGGUUUUCUCCACCGAUUGGGAGUUUCUAAGAGCUCCUGUCCCCCAGACUCUCCCCGGGACCCCCUUUGAGAUUCGAGGUUCCUACUUCAGGGCAGGGUUGCUCAUUCCCAGGCUCCCUCUGUGACCCCUACAUUCUCCUUCUCUCUCUCCUACCUGCUGGCUUGUCUUGGGGUCACCCCCAGCCCAGGGCGGCCAAGUGCCCCCCCAUUCCUACUCGACCCAGUCCCGACAAUGACCCUGUUGGCCUCCGAGCGCUCCAUGCUCAUCCGCAGCAAGUUCCGAUCCGCCGUGCAGCUGAGGAUGCAGCAUCGCAGAACCCAGGAGCAGCAUCUCCUGACCCCUCUGACCAAGCCACCCCCAACCUAUCUGGAGGCGAACGGGACCCCAGAACAGAGCCGGGCCGACGAGACCCUGAAGGGGAAGGUCCAGAGGAGAACUCACAAAGUGGGGGCUACCAAGGGCCAGUUCACAGAAGAGUCUGGGGGGGACCCCUCGGAGCGGAAGGAGAAGAAGACGCGUCUGGCCGAGGAUCUGAAAGAGAAACUCCUGCAACGGCCGGGGCCGCUGGAAUUAGUGACGAAAAACAUCCUCUCCCUGGACGCCAGCCUUAAAGAUGCCGCCAAGGGUACGGGAGGCGCAGGGUACCCUGGGGUCUCUCCGGGGUGUGGGGCCUAG